Megalobrama amblycephala (Wuchang bream) is the source of this 1438-nucleotide messenger RNA. It is a transcript of the gene mrps27, whose product is annotated as mitochondrial ribosomal protein S27. The transcript is spliced from 11 exons. NCBI's taxonomy places the organism in Eukaryota, Metazoa, Chordata, Actinopteri, Cypriniformes, Xenocyprididae. Gene Ontology annotation, cellular component: mitochondrion. Bases 55 to 1281 code for a protein of 408 amino acids. The record is from RefSeq and is a predicted model, not a curated record. Gene Ontology annotation, molecular function: protein binding.
UGUUGAGGCGCAUGCGCAGUGACUCUCUGUGAUUCUCCCCCUCGCUCGUGCCGAAUGGUUCAGUCCAAGAUGGCGGCCUCCAUCCUGCAGCGCUGUCUGCGUCCCGUUCAAACUUUUUCCAAAUGUGUCGAUUACAGAUCGAUCGCCAGGAGGUGUUUGCUGUCGUCGGCGUACACGGACACUGCAUUGUGGGAGCAGAGACAGAAGGAUCCGCAGGACCUCGGACAGCUGGCCUCUCUGAUGGACAGAACGUAUGAGAGGAAGUUUCCCGUCAGCUCUUUGGUCAUCGGCAGGUUCAUAGAUAGUUUAUCGUCAAGAGAGGAAGUCGAUCAAGCAGAAUAUUACCUUUAUAAGUUCCGUCACAGUCCGAACUGCUGGUACCUUCGGGACUGGAGCGUUCACAGCUGGUUCCGGCAGUGUCUGAAGUACGGAGCGCGGGAUAAAGCCCUUUACACGCUGAAGAACAAGGUUCAGUUCGGCAUGUUUCCUGACGACUUCACCUUUAACCUUCUGAUCGACUCCUUUAUGAAAGACAACGACUUCAAGGGAGCCUGUUCAGUGGUGGAGGAAGUGAUGCUUCAGGAGUCGUUUGAGCGAAUCUCCACACAGAUUCUGUCGCUCAGUGCUCUCAGCAAACAUCUGGCAACCAAACCUGAACUCGGCGUGAAUGUUCAGUGGCAGGAGGAGAGGAUCAUGGGAGCGUCUCUGAUGUUGGUCGGACUGAAGCAGGAGAACUCUGUCGGAUUCAGCGCUCGGCUUCUGGGAUACGCUCUCAUCGGUAAAGUGGAGCUGUCCAGAGGAAUCCACGCCGUGUUUCACCAGAUGCCCCUGAUCUGGACCUCGGGUUAUCUCGGGCGAGCCCUCGCCGUAAUGGACGCCGUGUGUUCGGACCUCAGAGACGUCAAGCUAUCAGAGGAAGUGCUGGAUCAUGUGGAGAAGAUCUUGCAGGAGCUGUCGGAGAUUUCUGACAGACAGAGCGACACAGACACACUCCUGGAUGAAGAAGAUCAGCUGGAGAGACUGAAACUACCAGAGUACAUCAACCGCUUCAAGGAGCUGAAGGAACGGCUUCUGGCCCAGGACAAGGUGGACCCGAGGAGCCUGGAGUCGCUGGUGUCGGCUCUGACCCGGCAGACGCUGGCGGUCUGCGAGGACGCGGAUCUGUCGGAGUACCGGCGGACGGUUCGGGACUGGGAGGCCGAACGACAGCAGCUCAUUCGGAGAGAGAGAGAGACGAAGGAGAAGAACCUGAAGGAGCGUCUGAAGAAACAGGCCCAGUGACAGCGUCCUCCAGACAGCGGGACGAGGCAUUGUUUGUCAUGUUUAUUGUCUUUGGUUGGGGAGAUUGAGAAAAAGGUUUGUGUGUUAAUAUUAUUUGGAUUCUUUUUCAACGCCCUGUAAAUCUGAACAGUAUAAAUAAACGAUGAAAAUACUCUUA